Messenger RNA from Medicago truncatula (barrel medic), 485 nucleotides. RefSeq lists its product as uncharacterized. The transcript has 3 exons. NCBI's taxonomy places the organism in Eukaryota, Viridiplantae, Streptophyta, Magnoliopsida, Fabales, Fabaceae. The record is from RefSeq and is a predicted model, not a curated record. Bases 115 to 474 code for a protein of 119 amino acids.
CAAAAAAUACAACCAGACACAUCUAAGUGUACUAACAAUUAGUGUUCUUCAUUAAUACCUUUUUUUAAAAGGUUCAUUCAUACCUAUUCCAUAUUUCUUAUAAGUGUAUUAUCUAUGGAUUAUGAAGCGGUCUUCAAGCGCCUAGGGGCAACCUUAAAUCUGGAGAAACAAGCAUGGGUGGUCGUACCUCUUAAUUCUAAGACGAUCCAUGAGCAAAUUGAGGAUUUCCUCUCGAAAGAAUAUGAUUUAUAUGUCAAUGAAUUGAAAUCAAUAGAAGUGGGUAAAGAUCCUGAGCAUGCUUCCACUGAUGUUGUAUUUGAGGAGGGUGGUGCAAACAAAGUGGAUGAAAAGAAAAGAGGAAGAAAGAUUAAAAACAUCAGGGUCGGACCAAUUUCAUGUUCUUUUAAACUUCCUCCUUUUUGUUAUGAUCCUAAAGAGACCGAUGACAUUGAAAAGGUAAGCAUCAUACCUUGACCCCGCUUGUU